AUGCGGUGCGAAAACGCUGGUGCAACUGAUGAGGUGCAGCAUUCUGCUGCUGCUGCUCCCUCCCCCCAGGACGAAGCCAGCGGCUGCGGGGGGUGGCAAGGGGGAACAGGGACCGAUGAAGGUGAAGGGAUUUGGGACACAGAUUGCACAUCUGAUUCCGGAAUGGGGGCGUCAGUGAGUCUGCAGGCCUCCAUGGUUCACGAGGCAGCCAGAUGGUUCCCACACACGAAUAUCUACGCGCGCAUGAAGGAUGAUGCACAAUCCCAGUUCGAUAAGAAACAUGAGUGCAGAGAUGCAGUGACGGGGAGGCUGCGGAUUGGGGGCUCGAUCUUCACGUUGCUGCUGUUCAUCUGCAUAACGCAAAGACAGAGCAGCCUGGAGGACAUCCCGUUGGCUGCUUUUGAGAUGGGAGGAGUCCGAUUUAUUGCCUUCGCCUCCCUCAUGACCAUUGCUUGUUCUCUGCCGAUAAUGGUCAUCGAUGUUGCCCUCGGGCAGGCUGCGCAGGGAUCGGUUAUAAGUGCAUUUGAAAGUCUACACCGGCGUCUGCGAGGCUUGGGGCUGGCGAUGGCAGCCAGCAACACCGUCGCCGCUGUGCAGCAAACGUACAUCUCUUCUUUGGUUCUUCACUUCUUGGUCACCUCCAUAGGGACUCUUUCUACUUGGAUCACAAGCGACACCUUUCACGAAGUUUGCGCGAGCUUGGCAGCAGCGGAGUGCGCGGAGGACAUGCGCUGCUCUCUGGAACCCAGCGGGGAGUGCGUUGCUUCUGUGGAGAAGUACAUAAAUGGUUCAUGGACGCAUCUGCUGACAUCAACAGAUGUCACUUCUAGGGCAUGCAAGGUUCUCUGCUGCUUGGCGAUUUGGCUAAUCAUCACGUAUACGCUGACGCAGGCGCCCCGGGCUCUUGGGACUCUGGGCGCAUGCGUCUUUCCUUGCAUGUUCAUUUUGCUGCCUUCUUUGGUGCUGAUGGAGAUGACGGCGGAGGACCAGAAGUACAACAUGACGGACAUCUUUAAGCUGCCGCCUCCUUCGGCUUCUUUCAGAGACAAAUAUUUUUGUGUUGCGAUGCUACCUCUUCUGCUGUAUAUGCCAGGAGACGGAGUGGUGCUGACGGUUGCUUCCUAUGACAAACUUGCGCACAAUCCGGUCAUCAUCAGCGUCGCCUGUCUCGCGGCCAAGUGGCUCGUGGCCUACAUGCUUUUCUAUCUCCUCUUCUAUGCUGAGGAAGUAGCUGUACUGCGUUUGUGCAAUCUUGCUGCUCCUGCAGCAGAUGUGUUGCACGUCUUCAACGGAAUGUUUCGACCGAAUGCCUUUCAGUGGAUCACAUCUGGGGUGCCAGGCAGCGCAGCUUUUCCUGUGAUGUGGUAUGUGAUGACACGCAUGUGGCCAGAGUCUUGGUUUUUGGGUCUGAUGUCUUUUGUUGCUAUUCUAACGCAGCGCUUCUCCAGCUGCUGGUGUCUCGUGCUUGUCCAGUGGUCUGUGAUAUGCGAGAUGCGUUGGUUGCGGCUCCCUAGCAAGCCCCAGGAACCUAAGGGACUCCCUCUCUCUGCUUCUACAGCAGGGGCACCCAAGGCCGCCGCUCCUGUCGCGGCAAAUCAGCAGCAGCAGGAGGAGGAGGAGCAACAGCAGCGUCAACAGCAGCCCCAUAUCACUGGAAAUGAACUGAAUGCCCCUUCGCCUCCUUCUUCUUCGGAGCCACAAGAGGCUCCACUACGGGAGACAGUAGACAGCGGGAGAUUGGGAGGUAGUGCAGUGGACGGCGUCGUCCGCCGAAGAAGGCGAAGGGGACAGGAGGAGAGAUGCAGCAGCGGGGGAGGGGAGGGGGGCUGGUCCUUCUCCUUCUACCGCGUGUUGAGGAGGAGCACAGGGGACACUUAUGAAGACGACGACGAAGACAAGGCACUUGGUGCAGCUGAGGGGCUGUUCGCUGUGAGGGCCGUCGCUCCUGUAGACACUCCGUUGUCCUGGUGGGGGGGGCCUGAGGCGGAGGGACAAGAGAAAACGAGAGAAGGGCGAGGGGGGGGCCCCACCAAGUUUCGGGUCUCGCGAUUGCUGCUUGCUUUGGUUGUGUACGGGCCUCCUGCGACGCUAUCUGCGUUCCUUGUGUGCUCGGAUUUGCGAGCAGCAGACACCCCAAGGAACCCCCGCUUCACAGCUCCUGUUCAGUACAGCCUCAUGAUUAAUGCAGAUGUAUUUGUGCGCCUUCUGCUGGGGAGCGCCAAGUGUGUUCAUCUGGCUUGGCUGUUUGGGGCACGGCAGCAGGCAGAGAGAGUGGGUGUGUUCCCACUGCUGGUGUUGGGUUGCAGCUCGGUUUCUGUAAUGGUUGUGCCACUUCUGCGAGUCCUUUUCUGCUUGGAGCUGUCGACGUCAGUCUUUCUUUUGAUGCUGUUGCCGCUCUUCUUCGUCUGCCUGACCUUUUGCAUCGUCGCAGUGCAGACAGCGCGAGACCUGCGCUGUAUAUUAGCACACAAGAAAGGCCCGUCUCCCCUGCGCUUCAGAAGCAGUCCUUCUGCUGCUCGAGGCAGCCGCAGGGGCCUCCACCGCUCGGGGGCCCGCAGCCUCUCCCUCCACACGCGCACUCUGCCGUCUUUGCCUUUUGAUGGGGGCUCUGCGCGCACUUCUAAGGAGGAACAUCUGUUCGUCCAGUCCAAGAGUUUGUCUCUAGAGCGGUCUGCUGCGCUGAUAUGCCGGGAUGGAACAGGGAGCACCCCACGAGAACCUUGCCUCAGCAAGACACCGUCUUCCAAGGAGACCAUCUUACAGCCAGCAGCUGCUAAGGGUAGAGAUCAGGGGCUUGCCAAGGAGGAAGUAGAAAAGAAGCAGCACAAACAGCGGCGAGGGACUUCACUCCGUACCUUUUUUCUGUUCUUGCGCCUGCUGAAGAGCAACCUCUACUGGGCCUUCAUCGGGAACGUCGAGAUAUUGAGAGGCAGCCUGAACAUGGCUUUGACGGGGAACCCCUGCAAGCCGAUCCCGUUGGUGUGGGGUUGGCUGUUUAAGUUUAUAGCUACGCCGUGGCUGCUGCUUGACUCCGUUGAACACCUCGUCACUACCCUGCCUAGAGCCUUCACAGGCUUGAACGGCGCAGGCUGUCUCAUUGCUUACCUCCUUCUUGCAUGGGUCGCUCUUCUCCUAUGCAUUGUGCUGUACGAGCGAGACUUGCUACAAAAGCAGCCACUGCAGCACAUGGAGAUUGCAUGCAAGCCCGGGGGUGUCACUGCUGCAGCGGAGAGUGGAUAUCUGUCACGAGCAGCAUCAGCAGCAAUAUCCCCGUGUGUUGGCGCAUGCGCCCUCCCAUUCUGGUGCGCAGCUUCCUGUGGUUGUCAGCUGUCCUUUGCCUACCUGGAGGAGCUCCACGCAGACUCCAGCAGAAGCAGCAAUCAGCUACAGCUACAGCAGCAGCCGCAGCACCAGGGGCAGCAGCUAGAGCAGCUAGAACAGCAGCUAGGACAAAAACAGCCGCAGCAUCUAGACUAG
Molecule: messenger RNA, 3477 nt
Organism: Eimeria maxima
Lineage: Eukaryota; Apicomplexa; Conoidasida; Eucoccidiorida; Eimeriidae
Exons: 8
Coding region: 1-3477 (1158 amino acids)
Biological process (GO): sodium ion transmembrane transport
Cellular component (GO): membrane
Source: RefSeq, a predicted model, not a curated record